Messenger RNA from Pipistrellus kuhlii (Kuhl's pipistrelle), 926 nucleotides. RefSeq names its product serine rich and transmembrane domain containing 2 (gene SERTM2). Lineage: Eukaryota; Metazoa; Chordata; Mammalia; Chiroptera; Vespertilionidae. The record is from RefSeq and is a predicted model, not a curated record. The transcript has a single exon. Gene Ontology annotation, cellular component: intracellular membrane-bounded organelle. The coding region runs from base 107 to 379 and encodes 90 amino acids.
CUAUUAGAAAACCUGCAGUAUAUUCAGAGGCAGUAUAAGUGACUGUGGAAUGCCUCAAGGGUGACAGAAAUCAAAUAGAAACAAGGAUCUACUCAAUCCUUGAGUGAUGAUGGAGGCGCAUUUCAAGUACCAUGGAACUCUCGCUGGAUGGACCCAUUUCCCCACCCCAGCAACAGAGGUUAACACUACGUUAGAUAAGUAUUCCAACCUGUACAUAUAUGUGGGCUUAUUCUUGAGCCUCCUGGCCAUUCUCCUCCUCCUGCUCUUCAUAAUGCUCCUUCGGCUCAAACAUGUCAUUUCACCCAUCAAUUCCGAGAGCAUAGAAAGUGUUCCUGAAUUCACAGAUAUAGAGAUGCAGAGUCAAAUCCCCUCUUAUUGAAGCCAGGAUGAAGAGUUUUAGUGGACAUCAGAAAACCCCUGUAUGUUGAUGUUAGGGAAGCUUACUUUGUUGCAUGUAGCUUCCCAUGUAGGGAAUCCAUGAGGUCUUCAUUUAACAAAAAGUUGUGUUUUCUAUGUGUUAUUCUUUAUCUUGACUCUGUUUGUGGGAUAACUAAGGUUUAAUACUUGUUCUUUGCCAGGAAUAUAAAAAACGGCAGCUGGUGGGAGGGCAGGUUUCUAUAGUAACCAAAGACAGCCAGGGCCUUGAGCAAACCUCAGACCACAAAAAUUCAUAUGCAGCUGUUAUAAAAACACAGGAUUCCUGGAAGCUCCAAGAACAAGGAAAAUUUGCCUUCAAAGGGGUUGAUUGUUCAAAGAAGGUACCCCAAGAAAAGGAGAAAUUUUAAUUUAGUACUUGGAUCCUAAAGAAUCACUUCUGCUGGCAUGAAACUAAAUCAUGUCAGAAGUUCAUGGACAGCACCACGAGCCCUUCCCCAAAGGAACAGUGAUUUUUAUCAUCUAAGGCCAUUGGGUUUGAACCAAAUGAA